AUGGCUAAUAUUCCCUACCACGGAAUCAUCAUUCAUGAAGACAUUGAGUGUAAUUUGAACCUUGUGAUGUCUAAGCAUCUCAGCACCGCGGUGAAGGUUGAGUUCCAUCUCGUUGGCGAGGGCGAGGGUGAUUUCUUGCAUGUGAAAUGGUUUAACGGAGAAGGUCAGGUCUGUGAAAACUACUUCAACGAUUUUGAAAACCGAUGGCUACGCAGCCAAUUCAUGACGGCUUUGACGGCUUUGUUUCACUUUCCUUUCGAGGUUAUUAACCACGACAUGGAUGAUGUUGGCGGCGGCGGUGCCGAUGGCGAUGACGAUGGCGGUGACGAUGAUACCGAUGAUGAUACGAUCGAUUUCUCCGAUGGUGCGAUGAAUUUGGAUGAUAUCGAUACCGAUGAUGCUGAUACCGAUGAAGCCGAGUGA
Molecule: messenger RNA, 423 nt
Organism: Seminavis robusta
Lineage: Eukaryota; Bacillariophyta; Bacillariophyceae; Naviculales; Naviculaceae
Source: the annotation of a GenBank genome assembly